CUCUACAUUCACUUCUCCAACCACAAAAAACUAUAUUUCCUCUCUCUCUCGAAGUUCAGUAGCAAGAAACUGAGCGAAAGAAGCAAAUUAUUUAUCUAUUAAAGCAAGCAAUGGCAAAGGAUGUUGAAGUUGCAGAGGCUACUGGAGGAGAAUUCUCAGCGAAAGACUACCAUGACCCUCCGCCAGCACCAUUGAUUGAUGUUGACGAACUGGGUAAAUGGUCCUUUUACAGGGCUCUUAUUGCAGAGUUCAUUGCUACACUUCUUUUCCUUUAUAUCACAGUGUUGACUGUGAUUGGUUACAAGAGCCAGACUGAUCCUGACAAGAACGCUGAUGCUUGUGGUGGUGUUGGUAUUCUUGGUAUUGCUUGGGCUUUUGGUGGCAUGAUCUUUAUUCUUGUUUACUGCACUGCUGGUAUUUCUGGAGGACACAUCAAUCCAGCAGUUACCUUUGGACUAUUCUUGGGUCGCAAGGUGUCCCUAAUCAGAGCCCUUGGAUACAUGGUAGCACAGUGUUUGGGUGCAAUCUGUGGGUGUGGAUUGGUGAAGGCAUUCCAAAAAGCUUACUACAACAGGUAUGGUGGUGGAGCAAACGAGCUAGCCGAUGGAUACAACAAAGGAACUGGAUUGGGUGCAGAAAUUAUUGGUACUUUUGUUCUUGUCUACACUGUCUUUUCUGCUACUGAUCCUAAGAGGAGUGCUAGAGACUCUCAUGUUCCUGUUUUGGCACCUCUCCCCAUUGGAUUUGCUGUUUUCAUGGUUCAUCUUGCUACUAUUCCAAUUACUGGCACUGGCAUCAACCCUGCUAGGAGUUUUGGAGCUGCUGUUAUCUAUAACAAAGAAAAGGCCUGGGAUGAUCAGUGGAUCUUCUGGGUUGGACCAUUUAUUGGAGCUGCCAUUGCUGCUUUCUACCACCAAUACAUUCUUAGAGCAGCAGCCAUUAAAGCUCUAGGAUCAUUCAGGAGCAAUGCUUAAGCUAAUUUCUUGGAUUAAAGAUGGUGAUGAUGAUGAUGCUUGAGAAGAAUAACAAUGGAUGGUGAAUGCAAGUUGUUUUUCUUUAAGGGUUCCUUUUAUCAAAUUUCUCUUUUCUUUGCCUAUGAAUGGUUUGAUAGAGAAAUUUAGAAAAGGCCCAUGGAACUGUAAAUAAUAAAGCAUUUUAUGGUUAAGGGUGUCUUUUCCUAUCCCUGUUGCUCUUGUUAUGAUUUGUAUUUUAAUUUUUAAGUUUGUGUUAUUUAUGUCUAUCCUUUCAUCCUUA
Molecule: messenger RNA, 1254 nt
Organism: Ricinus communis (castor bean)
Lineage: Eukaryota; Viridiplantae; Streptophyta; Magnoliopsida; Malpighiales; Euphorbiaceae
Product: probable aquaporin PIP2-2
Exons: 4
Coding region: 111-974 (287 amino acids)
Biological process (GO): transmembrane transport
Cellular component (GO): plasma membrane
Molecular function (GO): water channel activity
Source: RefSeq, a predicted model, not a curated record